AGGGUGUCGAGCGGCGGCUUCAGGCAUCAAACAUUCAUGACCGCCCACGGCUCGACGAGUGCUUACGGAUGGCGCAUCGACCAACCGCGAACAAUGAUCGACCACCACCUUACGGGUAUGAUCGGUCGAGGAGAGAGCGCGAGCAAGCUGAGAUCAAACAAGAGGAGUCGCAAGUGAGCAACAAGGCCCAAGGCGAGUCCAAGAAUGCGACGGAGGUCGAAUUGGUUGAGCACGAUAAGUAUGAGGUGGAAAUUACGGUCGAACCGGUCGAGUGCGAGAAACCACACUCGUUCAACAAAGAGGUUAUAAGCGAGUUCAAAGAAGCCGAGGUCGAGGAGGAGAUUUUGGUCGUGGUCGAAGAGGGCCAUGAUGACGGGACGCACGGGGAGGACAAUACAGAUGAAGUGAUGGCGACGCCCCAAGUGAAGGUCAUUUGCGAGUCCUUGAGGACAAGGACUCAUUCGAAGGGGGGAGGAAUGAUGCGGAAGUGGCUUUCGAGGCCCGAGAACGCCGAGAGCCAAUGGUCGAGACAAUCCGAGAAGGCCGAGAAAAAGGCCAAAACCACGCAUGCAUGGCCUAAAAGACGGGUACGUGCCCGUAUGCGACGUUCACGAGGAAGGCGACGUAAGCCGUGGACACACGCAUGGCCUCGGGCUUAUCGCACGGGGUCAAGACGCGCCUGGCCGAGACCUGGAAAUCCUGCAGGUCGACAACGAGGACUGGAUGACACCCGAUAUGAGACACGCGCACGAGAAGGUUUGAGAAGUCUCGUGAGACAAGGAAUAGCACGCGACCAAGCACGCGGGGACGUACACGGGCAUGCAUGGGCGAUGGGCGUGCGCAGUGCGCGUGAUGACGGACGGGGCGCUGAGCGGACAAAAGGAAUCCGCGUCCCAGCAGGCAAAGGAAUGGUGAGCGCACACGGGCACGAACGCGAAAUAAUCGGCCGAGUACGGGAUAGCGCGCGAUUUCUUCCUGUGCAUCGCUCGAUUUCGAGUUUCUUGGUAAGCUUUCAUCCUCUAUUUUUAUUUCUUUAUUUGUUUGUUUCGUAUUAUUCCUUUUGCGUAAUGGUGUCAAAAGGAAAGGGUAAAGCAGUGGCGAGUUCUUCUAGUACUGAGUCGGUUCCCUUGGAUGUGUAUCAUGAUUCACAGUUGGUCGAAUUGGCCUUUGAGUAUCAUCGGUGGGAUCCGAUGUUGAUAGGGCAUUUGGAUAUUAAGCCCGAUGAUGAAGAUGGCGAUCGAAUUGUUGAAGAGAACGCGGCCGAUAUUGAGGUGCCUCACUGGAGGAGACCGGUGAGGAAGUGGUCUGACCCUGCGGUCGAUUUUGAAGGCGAGCCAAGCAUUCUAACUGAUGCCGAUGUGGUGAUACUACGGGAGCAGGUGAGAAUUCCUCCUUCGGUGAGGGUUUUUGCUCCUUACCCCGGGGAGAGAAUAACAAGUCCUCCUCCGGGUUGUGUGGGCGUCUUUGCAGAGAGCUUAAGGUCGGGACUGAGAUUCCCGUUACCGAAUUUGAUCACAGAAUACCUUCGAAGUUGGGGGUUGCCGUUGUGCCAAAUCACUCCUAAUAGCUGGAAAAAGAUCAUUGGCUUAAUGGUAUUGUUGCACGAGAAGGGUGAAGGAUUACCAUCGUAUGAGGAGAUAAGGAGUAUCUUCGCUUUUAAGAGGAGCCCAAAGAGACAUGUUGCGGAAUCUUCGUGCUGCUUCUUUGCAGGGGCUAAACCGCAACGUGGCGUGAAAGUCGGUGAGAUCAUUACCGAUAUUCCGGAAACUCUUCAUGGAUUUCAAGAGGAGUGGUUGUGGAUCGGUGGAGAGUGGCAGUCCGAAAGCUUCUUCCACGAACCUCGGAUUGACGGAAUGACAAUUCCGAUGUUUAUACAUACCGGAGCAAUCGAGACCUCGGUGAUAUCUGAGGAGAAAAAGGCUUUGGAGGCCGAGGUAGCUGACCUUAAGGCACGCCUCGCUGUGGUUGAGCAACACUUUAAAACUUCAGAGGUCAAAUUGGAGGAAACAGCGAAGGCGUUGUCAGACGAAAAGGCGGGGCAUGAAGCAACGCGUAAAGGGUACGCCGAGGUCCGCGAGCUUGUAAGUCAGCAACGGGAGGCCCAUCAAGCCGACGUAUUGAAGCUUGAAAGAGAGAAGUCGGAGUACGGAGAAUUUAUGUAUGAGAAUGGCUUUCAAGCUGGGAAGGACUCUAUGGCCGAAGUGCAAACUGUUCAGGCUGAUGAUAUGGUUGCCGAAGUGGAAGAGGAAGACGGCCCAGAUUUGGAGCUUGAAAUGAAUACUUGCUUGGCACUCUGGUGGGUUAUCGAGCGCUUUGAUGCCGGUUAUUAUGAUAUCGAUGAUCUUC
Molecule: messenger RNA, 2346 nt
Organism: Striga hermonthica
Lineage: Eukaryota; Viridiplantae; Streptophyta; Magnoliopsida; Lamiales; Orobanchaceae
Source: the annotation of a GenBank genome assembly